This is a messenger RNA of Glycine soja, 1433 nucleotides long. Its product is annotated as cysteine synthase-like. The transcript has 11 exons. Gene Ontology annotation, cellular component: cytoplasm. Bases 272 to 1249 code for a protein of 325 amino acids. Gene Ontology annotation, molecular function: cysteine synthase activity. The record is from RefSeq and is a predicted model, not a curated record. NCBI's taxonomy places the organism in Eukaryota, Viridiplantae, Streptophyta, Magnoliopsida, Fabales, Fabaceae.
AUUCCAAAGCUACAAUCUAUUUUUGCAUGCAUCACAGCCACCUAUGUUUGACUAUGAUAUGCUUAAGAAAUAACGGUGUCAUCUUCUGAAACUUCAAACUUAUCAGGACGAGAAGUUGGCUAUGUUCAAAAUUUGUCGAUCCACUGGCACCAACUGAUUUAGCAAAAUUUCCAAAGCAAGAAAAAUAAUAAUACUAGUAUCUACAGUAUUAAAUAUAGACAGAUUUUUUGUUAAAUCACACCAUUUCCAAAGCAUUGUAGGAGCUGAUAUCAUGGCAGUUGAAAAGUCUGGAAUAGCCAAAGAUGUUACAGAACUGAUUGGCAAAACCCCAAUAGUAUAUCUGAAUAAAAUCGCAGACGGUUCUGUUGCCCGGGUUGCUGCCAAACUGGAAUUGAUGGAGCCAUGCUCUAGUGUAAAAGACAGGAUUGCCUAUAGUAUGAUUGCUGAUGCAGAGAAGAAGGGACUUAUCACACCUGGACAGAGUAUCCUCAUUGAGCCAACAAGUGGUAAUACUGGUAUUGGAUUAGCAUUCCUGGCAGCAGCCAAGGGCUACAAGCUUAUAAUUACAAUGCCUGCUUCAAUGAGUCUUGAAAGAAGAACCAUUCUUCUGUCUUUUGGAGCUGAGUUGGUUCUGACAGAUCCUGCAAAGGGAAUGAAAGGGGCAGUUCAAAAAGCAGAAGAGAUAUUAGAUAAGACUCCCAACGCCUACAUACUUCAGCAAUUUGAAAACCCUGCCAAUCCUAAGGUACAUUAUGAAACCACUGGUCCAGAGAUAUGGGAAGGCACAAGAGGGAAAGUUGAUGCACUUGUUAGUGGUAUAGGCACUGGUGGUACCAUAACGGGUGCAGGGAAAUUUCUUAAAGAGAAGAAUCCUAAUAUAAAGCUCUAUGGUGUGGAACCAGUUGAAAGUCCAGUACUCUCUGGAGGAAAACCUGGUCCACACAAGAUUCAAGGGAUUGGUGCUGGUUUUGUCCCUGGAGUAUUGGAAGUUAGCCUUGUAGAUGAAGUAGUUCAAAUAUCAAGUGAUGAAGCAAUAGAAACUGCAAAGCUUCUUGCACUUCAAGAAGGCCUAUUUGUUGGAAUAUCAUCUGGAGCUGCAGCUGCAGCUGCCAUUAAGAUAGCAAAAAGACCAGAAAAUGCUGGAAAGCUUAUUGUUGUUAUUUUCCCAAGCUUUGGUGAGAGAUACCUAUCCUCUGUGCUGUUUGAGUCAGUCAGACGGGAAGCUGAAAGCCUGACUUUUGAAUCCUGAUUUCAAGUGGUGGAUUUUAACUGGCGAAACCAGUGAUCCUUGUGAUACAGAUUGUGAUUCUUAAAUAAACAUUACUUCAAAAGAAAAGAAAGGAAAAUUUGUCAUUAUGCAACAUACUUCUGAAAUAAUUUAGAAGGCCACUUUAUUAAUGGAAUAUGAUGUUAUCCUUUUCUUUUCGAAUCUA